Messenger RNA from Trematomus bernacchii (emerald rockcod), 2181 nucleotides. RefSeq lists its product as uncharacterized. The transcript has 10 exons. The coding region runs from base 76 to 2181 and encodes 701 amino acids. The record is from RefSeq and is a predicted model, not a curated record. NCBI's taxonomy places the organism in Eukaryota, Metazoa, Chordata, Actinopteri, Perciformes, Nototheniidae.
GUUGAUGUAGAACUGUUUUCUUGUCGACAUCAAUCUUCUUUAUUUUAUAGCCACACGGAGACGAGAGGAGCCGCUAUGAUUUUAACAGCGAGUGGAUUCUUUGUCUUCCUUCUCUGUAUGCCAGCGGUUCAGGGUCAGCGUGGCUGGGGAGUGGCUUACUCUUCUACUAAGAUCUGUGCAGUGAAAGGAUCAACAGUGGAAAUAAGCUGCAGCUACAGAUACCCAUCUAGAAUAAAUGGCCAUGAAAACACAGUACAGAAAACCUUCUGGUUUACUCAGAAGAAAAAUGGUGAACUUGUAGAUCUGUUAACAGACUCAGAGUAUGCAGGUCGUGUAGAGGAUCUCUGUGAAAACAACAGAUGCACUCUGAGAAUCAAAAACCUGAGAGAGAGCGACUCAGCUGAGUACAAGUUCAGGCUCAAAACGAACCAACCAGAUGUGCGUUUUGCUGCUUCACCAGGAGUCACUUUGUCUGUCACAGAUCCAGAUCUACUGGUCAAGGUCAUGGAAACAAUGAUCCACCAGAGUAUUUCCAAAGCAAAGCUUCAGUGUCACAGCAGAUGUCUUUUACCUCAUGACCCUUCCUACAUCUGGUUCAAGAACGGACAGAAAAUUCGUGCAGAAACAUCUUCUUUUUCAGUCUAUUUUGAUUCAGCUGACAGCUAUUCCUGCGCUCUUAAAGGACAUGAGAAUUUCCCGUCUCCUUCACAGUGUGUCUAUGGUCAAAACUGCAACAAAGUGAUUCACACUGACCGGAGCAUCUGUGCCUUCAAAGGAUCAUCAGAGGACAUUUCCUGCAUGUACAGUAGUUAUGAAUCUAUCACUGAUGGAUUCUGGUUCAGUCCUGAGCGUUAUCAUCAGUGGCAGAAUCCCUCAGAACCUGAGGACCUUAGUGAAGACUCCCAGUAUGCAGGUCGUGCUCAGAUCCUUGAAACAGAGAGAGGACGCUCCACUCUGAGGAUCUCUGACCUGAGAGACUCAGAUUCAGCUCAGUAUCUCUUCAAAUUCAAAACACGAAACUUUGAAUGGAGAAGUGAUUUACCUGGUACAACUCUGACUGUCACAGAUCCAGAUCUGAAGGUGCAGGUGAAAACAGCUUCAUGGUCUGAGCUCCAGUGUUACACCAGUUGUCGCCUGCCACAUGGUUCUUCCUACAUCUGGUAUGAGAAUGGGCUGAAAAUUGCAAUACGAGCUGAUUCUGCAUAUUCAGGCCACUUUGGUUCUGCAUCCAGCUACUGCUGCGCUGUGCAAGGACAUGAGGAUUUCCCCUCUCCUCCAGUGUGUGUCAGAGGUCAAACCUGUAACAGAGUAAUUUACACUGAGAGAAGCAUCUGCGCCUUAAAAGGAUCAUCAGUGGACAUUUCCUGCACGUACAGCAGCUUUGAAGACGAUGUUAAAUCAAAGUUCUGGUUCAUUCCUGAGCGUAGUCAUCAGGGACAGAAUCCCUCUCAACCUGAGGACCUUAGUGAAGACUCCCAGUAUGCAGGUCGUGUUCAGAUCCUUGAAACAGAGAGAGGACGCUCCACUCUGAGGAUCUCUGACCUGAGAGACUCAGAUUCAGCUCAGUAUCUCUUCAAAUUCAAAACACCAAGCUUUGAAUGGAGGAGUGAUUUACCUGGAACAACUCUGACUGUCACAGCUCUGCAGGUGCAGGUGAUCAGAUCAACAGUCCACCAGUCAUACACCUAUGCAGAGCUGAAGUGUCACAGCGGCUGCAGUCCAGCUGGUGUUUCCUACGUCUGGUUCAAGAACAACGAGAAAAUCAUCAAAGAGGAAAGAUCUUUAUAUGAAGACCAGUUUUAUCCUGGAGACAUCAUCUCUUGUGCUUUGAAAGGACACGAGAAUUACAGCUCUCCUUUGCUAUAUGCUCUGAAGUUUCCUGUUGUGUCAGUAAGUCCUUCUGCUGAGAUAGAGGAGGGCAGUUCAGUGACUCUGACCUGUAGCAGUGAUGCUAACCCAGCAGCUAACUACACCUGGUACAAGGAGAAUGGAAAUCAGAAACUUCCUCCUCUCACUACAGAACCAAAGCUUUUCUUCAGCUCCAUCCAGGUUUCUGACUCUGGACAGUAUUUCUGUGCAGCUGAGAACGAGCUGGGGAAACGGACAUCUGAAAUGAACUCUAUUGAUGUGAAAUAUGCUCCAAAGCUCCCCUCUGUGUCAGUGAAUGUUCUGUGUGAGUAA